AAACCAAACAAACAAAUAAGUCUAACAGAGUGUGAGAGAGAGAUAAGAUUUAAGGAAUAAUAAAAACAUACAUAAUAAAUCAACGUUGGUUUUUCUCUAUCAUAGUCAAACAUCAUUAGUUUCCGGAUUCUGAAUCCUUGUUUCUGCCCAAAACUGAAACUCAAUUCAAUACCAUGAGUUCCUCAACCACAGUGAGGAAGCUAGAGGUUGUGUCCCCUGUUCCUGCGGACAUAGACAUUGCUAACUCUGUUGAACCUGUUCACAUAUCCGAGAUUGCCAAAGACCUCAACCUCAGUCCCAAUCACUAUGAUCUUUACGGAAAAUAUAAGGCCAAGGUUUUGUUGUCAGUUCUUGACGAGCUUCAAGGAUCGCAAGAUGGGUAUUAUGUUGUGGUCGGAGGCAUUACUCCAACUCCUCUCGGGGAAGGGAAAUCUACUACCACAGUGGGGCUCUGUCAAGCUUUAGGUGCUUUUCUUGAUAAAAAGGUAGUCACCUGCGUUCGUCAACCAUCACAAGGACCUACUUUUGGCAUUAAAGGAGGUGCAGCUGGUGGUGGCUAUAGCCAAGUUAUACCCAUGGAUGAAUUCAAUCUCCAUCUAACAGGAGAUAUUCAUGCAAUAACUGCAGCAAACAAUCUUCUAGCUGCUGCAAUUGAUACACGGAUUUUCCACGAGUCAACACAGUCGGAUAAGGCUCUUUUUAACCGACUGUGCCCUCCAAACAAAGAAGGGAAAAGGAGCUUCAGUGAUGUCAUGUUCAGGCGUCUUAAGAAGCUUGGCAUUUCAAAGACCAAUCCAGAUGAUCUUACACCAGAAGAAGUAAAUAAAUUUGCAAGGCUUGAUAUUGACCCGAAUUCUAUUACGUGGAGGAGAGUGAUGGACAUCAAUGACCGAUUCUUGAGAAAAAUUACUAUUGGGCAGGGACCUGAUGAGAAAGGAAUGGUAAGAGAAACAGCAUUUGAUAUUUCAGUUGCUAGUGAGAUAAUGGCUGUUUUGGCACUGACAACAUCCUUAGCUGAUAUGAGAGAGCGACUUGGGAAAAUGGUUAUUGGAAAUAGCAAGAGUGGUGACCCUGUCACUGCUGAUGAUCUAGGUGUUGGAGGUGCCUUGACAGUUUUAAUGAAGGAUGCCAUCCACCCUACUCUUAUGCAGACCCUGGAAGGAACUCCUGUUCUUGUUCAUGCAGGUCCAUUUGCAAAUAUUGCUCAUGGGAAUUCUUCCAUUGUUGCUGAUAAGAUUGCACUGAAGUUGGUUGGACCGGGUGGAUUUGUAGUUACUGAAGCUGGUUUUGGUGCUGAUAUUGGAGCCGAAAAGUUUAUGAACAUUAAGUGUCGUUAUAGUGGUUUGACACCUCAAUGUGCAAUUAUUGUGGCAACAGUAAGGGCACUAAAAAUGCAUGGUGGAGGGCCAGCUGUUGUUGCUGGAAAACCUCUUGAUCAUGCAUAUUUGACUGAAAAUGUUGCCCUGGUUGAGGCUGGUUGUGUGAAUAUGGCACGACAUAUAUCAAAUACAAAAUCCUACGGUGUAAAUGUUGUUGUUGCUAUCAACAAGUUUUCAACUGACACUGAAGCCGAGCUAAAUGCAGUUAGGAGUGCUGCUUUAGCUGCUGGAGCUUAUGAUGCUGUAAUUUGUUCCCAUCACGCACAUGGUGGCAAAGGAGCUGUUGACCUGGGCAUUGCAGUUCAAAAAGCUUGUGAGAAUGUGACACAGCCAUUGAAGUUCCUGUAUCCAUUGGAUCUGAGUAUAAAAGAGAAAAUAGAGGCAAUAGCAAAGUCAUAUGGAGCCAGUGGCGUUGAGUACUCUGAGCAGGCUGAGAAGCAGAUUGAGAUGUAUAGCAAGCAAGGAUUUUCUGGUCUUCCAAUCUGCAUGGCUAAGACUCAGUAUUCUUUCUCAGACAAUGCUGCAGCAAAAGGAGCUCCAAGUGGGUUUGUCUUACCCAUAAGAGAUGUAAGAGCUAGUAUAGGUGCUGGGUUUAUUUAUCCUUUAGUUGGAACAAUGAGUACAAUGCCAGGGCUUCCAACGAGGCCAUGCUUCUAUGACAUCGAUAUUGAUACAACAACUGGAAAAGUCACUGGUCUCUCAUAAACCUCAAGUCAUUCACCCUAUGGCAUACCAAAAGCUUUCUGCAUCAUUUACAUAUAUCUCUUUGUGAUGUUCAUCAAUGUCAUGUCGCAGUAGCAUUCCUCCUUGAUGUUUUCUUCGUGUUUUUUUGCAUUGUUGGGGGUCUGUAUGAAUGAGAUAAAUAAUUUAAGGAGAGAAUUUUAUAUCUGUUUUCUUGUAUCUUUUUCUGAUAUGCAACUGAAUUGAUGUAAAUUCCUGGUGACUGAUACUUGUCAUGCACACUGCAAAUGGAGAAGUUUAAGUUUCAUCA
Vigna radiata var. radiata (mung bean) is the source of this 2370-nucleotide messenger RNA. Its product is annotated as formate--tetrahydrofolate ligase. Gene Ontology annotation, molecular function: ATP binding; formate-tetrahydrofolate ligase activity. The coding region runs from base 174 to 2084 and encodes 636 amino acids. The transcript has 5 exons. The record is from RefSeq and is a predicted model, not a curated record. NCBI's taxonomy places the organism in Eukaryota, Viridiplantae, Streptophyta, Magnoliopsida, Fabales, Fabaceae.